Molecule: messenger RNA, 2079 nt
Organism: Haemonchus placei
Lineage: Eukaryota; Metazoa; Nematoda; Chromadorea; Rhabditida; Trichostrongylidae
Source: the annotation of a GenBank genome assembly
AUGAAUAACAAGUCAAAAAGCGGCGUUAAAGGAAUCCAGUACAAGCAUGAGCAGGUCCGUUUCGAUCAAGCCGAGUCUCACCGUCGGCCUAGUGACUGUGAUAUCUACGAGAGAUACUCCGUACCGUACCAUAACGAGGGAUUUCACGAUCGUUACGAACGGAAUCAUGAACGACAGCAAUUUCGUGAAAGACGAAGCCCGGAUGACCGAUAUGAAAGUGUUACGGUACCUCAUGGGAUUCAUGUUGCUCGUAUUGAAAUCGCAAACGACGAAGAAGAGAGUUGGAACCAACGCGAAGUCGAGCGGGAUCCGAUGAAAACAAAGAGCUAUUCGAACAAUGAGAGACGUGGUACGGGCCAGCAGAACUCGAAUUCGGUGCAGAACACCAGCAAUAUCCCUCCUCCUCCUUGUAUGAAAAAGUUUGAAGUCAUUGAUGGAUACAGGUCUUCUUUGAAUCAAAUCGCUUCCAAACAACAGCAACAAGCCAAUUUGGUGAAAGGAAGUGGUCCUAAGCGACGGACAAGGGACGAACAGCCUCAAUACAACUCUGACCCGCUUAUCGAAAGACCGAGAUAUCCCGAUUCGAAGACCUCACCUGGAGCUAAGGAGCACAUUUCACUGUCAAAAGAAAAGCCAAACAAAAUGGUCGUUGUCAAUAUGGCAAAAACUCAAAAUGGUGGUGUUCAGAGACCUGCAGACGCAAAAAGUCCAGCUAACCGGAGAGUGUCCACAAACCCAUUCCUCAAGGUCCCUGACAACAAACAUCAGCAUCGGGAGCAGACAACACCUCAGCAGCACAUCAAAAACGUCCAAGAAGUGGUCCAGAAGAUGAACAGUGGGGAAUGGCCCAUAAAAGUCAAUGAGGAAAUAGUAGAGGUAAAGAUUGAAGUACCGCCACUGCAAAAGAAGGUUGCCCAAAGAGAAGAGCCCGUUGAGAAGGCACUGAAUUGGGAGACCCUGCCGCGAAGCAGAAAUUCACCCGAGGACGAACGACGAGAAGGAAACAAUCGGGAGCCCCCGCAGAAACAAGAAAAGGAGAGAAAUAGAAAGGAAGAGGGAAAGAAGAUGCACAGGAGGAGGAAAGCUAGAGAUGAUGAUGACAGUUCCGACCGAAGCGACGUCGGCGAGCUGACCACAGUGUCAACAGAUUCGGCUUUCUGCUCCGAAGCCUUUCCUGCUCACAACUAUCAACACAGAUCACAACUGGCUUUACAACACCAGCAGAAUAUCAGGGAACUCGACAUGGAAGCAGAAAAACUGCUUCUUUACUUCAAAGGGCAUAGAGUACUACUUAAUUAUCUGGGUAUUGGUCUCACUGAAACAUUGUGGCGUCGUAUGGCUCCACUUCGGUUAUGUGAAAUGGAAAUUAGACCAGUGGAGGAUACAAGGCAGUACAGUGAUCGGGUCGAUAAAGAGCCCAAAAUGGUGAUGGUACAGGUGCCCAAUAACGAUGGCAAUCGACAGCACUCUUCUAACAACAAAACCGAGCGUGUGGAGCGAUCGCUUCCAGCACAGAGUCCUCGCCUUGUUGCACUGGAGCGACAACUACGUACAGACGAUCUGAACUAUGACUGGGAAGAAAGUAGUCGCGGAUACUCGAGUGACGGUGAAGGAGAAAGGCGUGAUGCACGGAGGCUGGACUCCAGAAGUGGCAGAUUUGUGAAGAAAUCCGCUGCCGCUCUGAUUGCAAAGAAGCAAGGAUUCCCGUCACAGCCUUGUCUCGAAGAACCGAGUUCGUCCGAGAUCGUUGAUCCCAGAAUCGCUAACGAAAUCCGCGCUCUUCGUGAGAGAGAAGAAGAGCUGCGCCGUAGUCGAACUGAACUAGGUCUUCCAACACUGGAUGACGUUAUGAACAGGAGCUUCAUUGGCCAUCAUAGUGGACUUCGAGCAGCUCGUUCCUACGAUCAGCUUCAUCAACUCGUGGACGCCCACUGCCAAAAUGAGCAUUUCGCCCAUAACGGAUAUGGACAAGACCGAUUCAUUCACGGUUCUCAAAAAGAGAAUCAGAGGAAAAUGAAGAAGUCACAAGAAGUUCAUUCCCAUCAGAGAUCAGAAGAACGACCGUAUUCCGAGCGGUGA